Messenger RNA from Haemonchus placei, 609 nucleotides. The record is from the annotation of a GenBank genome assembly. NCBI's taxonomy places the organism in Eukaryota, Metazoa, Nematoda, Chromadorea, Rhabditida, Trichostrongylidae.
UUCAUAGUUUUGUUUUUGAAGCGCGAGGCGAAAGCUGACGAGCGGCACGGGUCGUCAUCAGAAGAUGAAGAAGAGGAAGAGAAGGGGAAGAAGGCAAGUAAUAAGAAGACUGGCAAGAAAGGUAGACCAAAGAAAGAGGCUAAAAGUGAUGUCACACAAAGUGCUGCUUCAAUUCGCCUAACGAAACUAAAGAAGAUGGUGACGUUAGCUGGGAUACGAAUUGUUUACAAGAAGUUAUUUGAAGACAUCGGAGACAGUGAUCGUAAACGCGUCAAAGCUCUCGAGAAGGAGUUAGAGAGGAGAGGGCUUACUCCGCCCUUCACUAUGGAGUCGUGUAAAGCCUUCAGGUUACAGAAGGAACAGGAGGCGGAAUUAGCGGAGCUGGCCAAAAAUCAAAUCAUUGAAAUUGGAGACAAUCCAAAACGUCGUGUGACUCGCGGUCAGCACUCGGCAGCAUUGGCAUCCAGACGUCGUCGCGGAAUCAUAUUCGAAGAAAGCUCAAAUGAAGACGAAGAAGAAAAGGAAGAACGAGAACACAUGAAAGAAGAAACUCAAAAUAUGUUCAAAAAUCUACGUGGAAUCGUUAGCGAUGAUGCAGAAUCGGAUUGA